Molecule: messenger RNA, 2407 nt
Organism: Drosophila hydei
Lineage: Eukaryota; Metazoa; Arthropoda; Insecta; Diptera; Drosophilidae
Product: bromodomain testis-specific protein-like
Exons: 2
Coding region: 92-1531 (479 amino acids)
Biological process (GO): regulation of DNA-templated transcription; chromatin remodeling
Cellular component (GO): nucleus; chromatin
Source: RefSeq, a predicted model, not a curated record
UGCUAGAUGAUUUGGAAUUCGGUGCGAUUCAGUCAAGACGAUCUCUGUUGCCUGCUGAAAGUAUCGUGUGUCGUCUCAGAAUCCGGGAGCUAUGGAGAGCCACAAGCCGCUGAAGCUUAAGAUCAAGCUGCCGACUCGCGUGCAGCCGGAGGUGAUGCCGCAGCCCGGCGAGGCGGGGCUCUAUACCAAUAAGAUACAUUAUCUGCGCAAGUAUUUGCUGGACGAGCUGGUCGCCAAGAAGUUCGCCAUGGACUUCAUGGAGCCCGUGGACACAGCGGCGCUGCAGGUGCCCAACUACUACACCAUCAUCAAGCGCCCGAUGGACGUGGGCACCAUCAUCAAGCGCGUGCAGAAUCGCUACUAUCAUCGCGUGGACGACCUAAUCUGUGACUUCCGCUUGGUCAUCAGCAACUGCUUCACCUUCAAUCGGCCUGGGGAUGUGGUUUACCGCAACUGCCAGAAGCUGGAGAAGUUCUUCCAUCGGGUGCUCAACAAGAUGCCCAAGGGCGAGGAGAAGCCCAGCACCAAGGACCCGCGCUCGUCGGGCCGGCAGCAUGGCUACGAGAAGGCGUCCGAAAUCGUUCAGCGGCAGUGCCAGGAGCACCUGGCCAAGCUGCAGGCAGCCGUCGCCAAGGAGGACGACCAAAGCAUUUGCAAGUACUUCAAUGCCAAGUUCGACUACCUUUCGCAGAAGGUGGACAGAUUCUACUUCAAGACCAUCGAGGAGUUCCGCUUCGAGGUGACGGGCAUCUUCAAGAACUUCGACAACCAGAUCAAGGCCUUCCACGAGCUCUUUCACAAGACCUGCGACCAAGACCCGCAUCAGCGCUACUCGAACUGCCACUGGUCGCACGAGCUCGACGCCAGUAAGGCGCAGGAGGAGGCCGAGUCGCACGUCAAACUGGACAAACGCGACAUCACUGAGGUGCUCUUCGCCCUCAAGAGGGCGGAGAGCAGCGUGGAUCACUGUCUCAAGUCCUACUCCAGAGACAAGGAAACCCGCGCCCGGGGCCUGAUCGACGCGUUCGAUGCGACCGCCAACAGGCUCAAGCAGAAGCUAAUGAGAGGCCGCAAAGUUGACAAAACGCGAGAAGAACGCAGAAAGGAGCAGCAGAAGUACUACAGUCAAAUGAAGGAGCACACUCAGGCGCAGGCGCAGGAGCAGGUGACUCAGGAAGAGGAGUCACCCGAGCGAGAGCAGUCCUCGCACUCGUCCGACGACGAGCACAAUGAAUCGCAGCUCUACGUCGACAACCAGCCCGAGCCACAGGACGUCGAAUAUCAGAACUUCCAGCCAGUGGAGCAGAUAGACGAAGAGAAUGUGCCCACCGGCGCAACCAGCUCACCUAUGCAGCCUUGGCAGCUGCCUGAAGACGCCUCGCCGCAAACUAACCCCGAGGAGGUCAACAUGGAGGAGCAGCUCGAUGCAGCUGCAGCGGCCCCUGAGUCUGCUGCAGUGGUCGACUCAACGCUCUGGUCCGACCUGCAGCUAAGCAGCUCCGAUGCUAGCGAGGAAGACGAGUCAUCGUAAUUCCCCCAACUAUGCCGAAUAUAUGAACACGAUAUUCACCUAACUGCAGAUCAGCCUUAGCAAACAUCUACAACACUUAAAUAUCCAGCCAAGCACGUGCAGCACUGCAGUCGGGUGCAAUGACCCGAGACAGCCAAUAAAUAGAACACCUUUCCGAUGUGCCUGGGGCGCCCAAAUGUAGGCAAUGUGCGAACUUUGCCAAUCGAUAAUAGUUUCAACUUCACGUGCUGGCGCCCAGCUAUUGAGUGGGUUAGUUAUUCGCCCAGCCUGCCCGUGCGCAGAUAAGGCUUAGCGCCUUAGCUGCCUGGCCCACCCUAAAACCACCCUGCCCUCUGAUGCAAAUGUCCAGUUUUGUUUGCCACUCGAAAUACUUUGUUACGGAGUAUCUGCCGACUCAGCCAGCCAGCCAGCCAGCUACACAUUUAUCCAUAUCCUUGAAAAGUAGAUGGAAAUUCAUUGAUUUCCAUUUGGAGGCAGGCGACAAAUACGUAAAUAUUAUAAGUAGCAGCAUAAUACCCUUUGCUGUGAGCUGUCAAUUUACAAAUUGAUUACUCAAGUCUCUAUUUAACUGUCGCAUGCAUUCUCAGAAGUCCAACAUACCCCUGCCUGGGCACAGGACGUCAGCUUACCUACACAGUACUUCAAUUUGCUUGGGGCGCAAGUUGACGCGACUCCACUCGCAUCCGCCUCGACUUAGGCUCGGCCUGGAUGCUGCCUAAUUUAUUUCAUUUGUAUUCAUUUGCAGCCAGACAAACAGCCAAUUUAUGCGGGCACCUGGCCUGGCGCGCACCUGCAAUACGUUUGUAAUGAAAUCAAAACUCCAAUUACACGUAAAUAUUUUACAUUUAUAUGCAAAAUGAGACAAUUGCUCAAUUC